This is a messenger RNA of Knipowitschia caucasica, 1356 nucleotides long. NCBI's taxonomy places the organism in Eukaryota, Metazoa, Chordata, Actinopteri, Gobiiformes, Gobiidae. The record is from the annotation of a GenBank genome assembly.
AUGCGCUCGAGUUCCAUUUUUGGUUUCAGGAGCGGAGGCGGCAGCGGCGCGCGCCGAUUCCCUGCGCGCCGCCUCGGCGCCGGUCCCGGUGCUUGUGGCCGCACGGUGCCUGUUGAUGUGGAGAGCAGUGACUGGGAGCUGGAUGUGACUGAAGAAAGUCUCAGCGAUGACGACAUGUCCACAGAAGGAGACUCUGACCAGCAGAGGGAGCCCAUGAGCCCGUGCUUCAGCAGCAACAUUCCUUUGAUGCGUCUGGUGCAGUCGGUUCAUCACACAAAGAAACGAACAGAUGGAGUUUUAAAAGAGGGCUGGCUCCUGCACCACACCAGCACAGACUCACUGCUACAGCCUCUGCUUGUACAGAGCCUGUCCCAUCUCGGCGUGGUUCUGCUGGAGGGGAUGUUCGAGACCUCGGAACACAUUUUCGUGGUGAUGGAGAAACUUCACGGGGACAUGUUGGAAAUGAUUUUGUCCAGUGAAAAGGCCCGGCUCCCUGAACGCAUCACUCGCUUCCUGAUUCUGGAGGCGCUGCGGUACCUUCACUUGAAACACAUCGCUCACUGUGAUCUCAAACCUGAAAAUGUGCUCUUGACCUCCUCAGACCCUCUUCCUCAGGUGAAGCUGUGUGACUUUGGCUUCGCCCGCAUCAUUGGAGAGAAGUCUUUCCGGCGCUCUGUGGUGGGCACCCCUGCGUACCUGGCCCCAGAGGUGGUGGGCAUGGGGGGCUACAACCGCUCCCUGGACAUGUGGUCCGUGGGGGUCAUUCUCUAUGUGAGUCUGAGCGGGACGUUCCCCUUUAAUGAGGACGAGGACAUCAAGCAGCAGAUCGCCAACGCUGCUUUCAUGUACCCACGACACACCUGGGCCAUGGUGUCGCUGCAAGGACCCCCACAGCAGAGGCCUGUGCCCCCUCACCCCCACAGCAGAGGCCUGUGCCCCUCACCUCCACUAGGACCCCCACAGCAGAGGCCUGUGCCCCUCACCUCCACUAGGACCCCCACAGCAGAGGCCUGUGCCCCCUCACCCCCACAGCAGAGGCCUGUCCCCCUCACCUCCACUAGGACCCCCACAGCAGAGGCCUGUGUCCCCUCACCUCCACUAGGACCCCCACAGCAGAGGCCUGUCCCCCUCACCUCCACUAGGACCCCCACAGCAGAGGCUUGUGCCCCCUCACCUCCACUAGGACCCCCACAGCAGAGGCUUGUGCCCCUCACCUCCACUAGGACCCCCACAGCAGAGACCUGUGCCCCCUCACCUCCACUAGGACCCCCACAGCAGAGGCCUGUGUCCCUCUCACCCCACCUCACCUCCACUAGGACCCCCACAGCAGAGGCCUGUGCCCCUCACCUCCACUAG